This is a messenger RNA of Trichobilharzia szidati, 1560 nucleotides long. Lineage: Eukaryota; Metazoa; Platyhelminthes; Trematoda; Strigeidida; Schistosomatidae. The record is from the annotation of a GenBank genome assembly.
AUGUCUUCCAAUACCUCUGAUAACUUAGAGCUGGAAUCUGUUAGUACUAUCUCUCUUACUGUACCAGUUUUUAAGCCCAGAGACCCUCAUCUUUGGUUUGCACGACUGGAACAUUAUAUGGCUAGCAAUAAGCUCACGUCACAGACAGCUAAAUUUGGCAUUUUGAGUACAGUACUACCAGACGAAGUCGCCGAGCAGGUACGGCAAUACAUCGUCCAACCCAGCACAGAAGCGCCUUACGACAAGUUGAAGGAAGAGGUACUGCGAUGCACUUCGCUUUCAGAUAGGCAAGCACUCGAUCGCCUGUUAAGCAAUGUUGAGUUAGGUGAUAAAACCCCAUCUCAACUCAUGAGGCAUAUGCAAAGCCUAGUUGCAGGAAGAGAAAUCGAUAAACGUCUCUUUUACCAAAUAUGGCUACGACGACUUCCCGCAAACAUCCAGCAGGUUCUUGCUUUCGGAGACGACGACAUUGACAUAGAAAGGCUCACCGAAAUCGCGGAUCGCAUGUACGAGAGGUCAACACCUCAAUCUGUCGCUUCCACUAGCAGAAUACCAGACACUCAUGAUAGAAUACAGACUCUAGAACACAAAGUCGACACCUUACUGAGUCAGUUAGCAAAACUGACCACACGCACACAACCAAGCCGUUCUAGAAGCUCGUCUCGUCGACGUCUUUCUCGAUCCCCUAGCACGUCACGACAUCGCGAUAAUAUUUGCUGGUAUCACCGUAGUUAUGGAAGCAAUGCACGACGGUGCCGUUCACCUUGCGACUUUCAGACUAAACCAAAAGAUAUAUCGUCAUGUGUAAAAAAUUCUGUUGGCAACCUACGAUCUAAAAGUCGUUUGUUUUAUGUAACAGAUAAAAAUACCGGUACUACAUUCUUAGUUGACACAGGAGCAGAGGUGAGUGUUCUCCCUCCGUCUACACAGGAACGUCAACAUUCUGACCGAGCAAUUACGCUCCAAGCUGUUAAUCAGUCCAGUAUUGUUACAUAUGGAACUAAACGAAUGACUUUAGAUUUUGGUUUAAAGAAUACCUACACUUGGUCUUUCAUCAUUGCAGACGUCCCAUCCCCAAUCCUCGGUAUCGAUUUUCUACAGCAACACAAACUGUUAGUUGAUCCGAUGAGCCCCAAGCUUAUAGACUCGCUCAAUAAAACGUACAUUGCUGGUACGAUUAGCCGUGCAUCAUCGUUGAACUUGAUGGUCACACGCACACCAGCAUCUCCAUAUACCAAUUUGGUAAAUCAGUUUCCUGACCUUUUACAACCUUCUUUUCGAGGAACAGAACCGAAGCAUCAUGUGGUUCAUCAUAUUAAAACCACUGGACCGCCAGUUUUUGCACGUCCACAACGCCUUGACCCACAUCGACUUAAAAUCGCAAAAACAGAGUUCGAUAAAAUGCUAGAGCUUGGUAUUAUUCGACCGUCCAACAGCUCUUGGUCUUCACCGCUUCACAUGGUACUCAAAAAGUCUUCUGGUGAGAUACGGCCGUGUGGUGAUUAUCGAGCUUUAAACAAGCAAACGAGCGUAUCAUCAUAUCCCCAUCCACCCGGAUGA